CCUUUAUCAUUUUGUAAAUUUUACACCACGGUCAUCAGCUUUUAACUAUCGGCCUUCAGCCGUGUUUUGUACAAUCAAUUCUGUGGCAUUUAUGACGUGCCCCUACAACAUUAUCACGAUAACGAUUAUGAAAAUGUGCUCAUUUGAUCACUUUUGAGAGUUUUUCACACUGUGAAUUAAGAGAGAUUCAUUCUGCGAAAUUUCGAGUUUGAAUAGUGUUUUUUUUUUAUAUUAUGGUUUUUAAUGAUGUUUUUUUAUCCAAUGUUUUAAUUUAUUUAGUAAAAGAUUCAUUGUAGGUAGUUAUGAUUUAAAUUUGUCCAUUUUGUUUUAAAGCAGUGUGCAUACCUUUUAUUUUAAAAUGAAUUAAAAGAUUUUAAUUUGUCAAUUGGUCUUACUUAAUAAUAUGGAACAGAAAACCACUUAUAUCGAGGAUGAAAAUGACGGGGAAUUGACAACAAAUCAGAUGAAAAAAAAGGCUCAAGUUGGUUCUCAUUUGUGUACAGUAUAUAAUUCUAUAAAUAUAUUUAUGUUUUUAUCUAUUCUAAAUUAUUGAAUUUUUACAUCAAAGUUCUGUAAUUACAGCAUCACUAAUGUUAUAUAGUUUGUAAUUAUUACAAUCCUACUUACUUAGUUAAUUUAUAUAAAUACUUAGUUAUUACUUAAAGUUCAAUGUUACAAAACAACACUGAACAAUACAUAAAAAAUACUGUUUUUAAGGCUGCUGAAACUGUCCCGGUUUUUGAGUUUUUGCAAAAACAUGUUUGUUCGUCAAAUUUAUCAUAAUGUAUUCUUUGAAUUGAAAGUUGCUGUAGACUAAACAAACUCGAUACGUCUCUUAUUGUGACAGGAUACAUAAAAUAGACAGGAAUAGUGUAUUAUUUUUCAUUUAAAAUAAUAUAUUUUAUUUAUUUUGAUAAAAAAAAACAUUUAUAACAAAACAGUAUACCUAUUUUUAUAAUACUUACCUAGAAUAAAUACAACAGUAAUUCCUUGUAAUCACAGAAUUUUUAAAAAUAAAAUCAUAGAUUUGGAAGUCUUCAAAACUGAAAAUUGAAAAUUGACUUCUUAAGAAACCUAGAAAAUUUGUCAACAAAUGCAUACAUAAUUUAAACUUUUCUUGAAUACCUAUAUUAUAUUAUUAUACUAUAUUAUAAUAAUUGUUGAAUUACCUACAUAUUUACCUCGAUUGUUAAUUUUGUUAUUAAUAAUUAAUUUUAAAUUCAAAUAAGAUUAAUAUUUGAUUUAAUCUGUUCGUUAUUGAAACAAAUUUUAAACCAUAGGUAUCAUAAACACUUGCAUAAAUGUGUUAUAAAUUUACUAAUACUUAGUUUGAAUUUCAAAGUCUUAAGAAUAUUAUGAAAUAAUAAUUGGUAUAACAAAUAAAUACAUGAUAAUAUAUCUGAAGAUUUCUAAUUGGUAGUAUUAUGUACGUUUUGGAUGGGCAUGGAAUCCGAAUCAUCAGACUAUCCGGAUUUGCUUUUGUUUAUAUGACGAGAUCACUCUAUUUUCUUAAGCAACUAAUAUUAAUGAGAGGUUUAACACAAAUAUCAACUAUACAAUUGCUUGUUAUAAAACAGGUUCACUGUAUAUAUGUAAUGUACUAAUAUGAGCUAAAUGUAUAUAUUACUGUACAACAGGGAUUACAAUUUAAUAAUAACAAUAACUAACAAAAUUAGUCUGCUAAUCCAGAUAUACCCAUGAUAAAUGUAAUAAUACAUCUAGUAAUCGAUAAGUAAAUAUUAAUUGUUCCAUUCAAUGCAUUAGGUAUUUGGUAUUUAACUACUCAUUAUUUGAGUGAUAAUAAAGUAUAUGAUUUAAAUUUAAAAACAUUACUUAGUGAAUUCAUUAGUAAAAUUGUUUACUUUAAGUAUAUCAAUUGUUAUAUUUAAAGUUAAGAUUAUAAUUGAAAAAGAAAUGUUCUAGGUAUUGAUUUGUGAUGAUGUAGAAUCUAAUUGUAUAAAAUGAGUAAUGACUCAUAAUGUUUAUUAAGUCUUAAUACAAAAAUCUGAAAUUUGCUAAACCAAAUUCUGUUAUAUUUUUAAAUAAUAUAUUUUAAAUACAUAAUAUAUAGUUGCUGAAAACUAUGAUUUACAACUUACAAAAAUAAAACUCUGGUUUACUAUCUAAUAAAAAUAAAUAUUUAUGAAACUUGUGCUAUUAUCAUUUUUAUUUAUACACUUAUUUUAUUUUUAGGAAAUUGCUAAAAGAUUUGAAAAAUAUCACGGCAGAUAUCACACAUCUUCUAGUCGUUGUAACACACCUUUACCUAUUACUUCAGCAGAUAGUAUUGAGUCUAUCCACAGUAAUAGUAUUGGUGAAACUAGUGAAAAAAUUUUAUUGUUUCGACAAUAUUUAGAAAAGGACAGGUAUGAUGUACCUAUAUUAUUAUUAUUUGUAUUUUGCAUUUAAUUUUAAUUAAUUCAGUGUUAGAUAAUAUAUUAUAAGAAAGGUUCGAAAUGUUUUGUACUUAAAAUUCACAAAAAAGCAAAUAUUAGACCAAAUAGAAGAAGGUUUUAAAUUUUCCUCGUCUAACAAUUCUAAAUUAUGAAAUAUAAUUUAUUAACACAACAAAAUUUAUUGUGUUUAAAUAAAAAAAAUUGUACAUAUUAUAAAAAAUAACUUUGGGUUAGUAAUUUGUAUAGCGUUGGAAAAUUGUACUAAAUAAUUUAAAGCCGUUAGACAGGGAACAUUUAAAACCUUCUACCAUUUGGUUUAUUAAUAUUGGCUUGAAGUGAUUUUUUUUUUAUGGCUUUUUGACUUAAGUUAAAAUUGUUGUUUCAUAUGACAUAGUAUUGGAAGAUAGAUAAUGGGUGAGGGCCAUAAAUUAAUAUAUUAUUUAAGAACCCUAAAAAUCAUAAUGCAAAAUACCAUAUUAGCCUUUUGUGUUUUAUUUGAUGUAUAGAUAUAAUUUAUCGGCCACUGAAUAAAUAAAUCAUAAAUAAUUAGGUAAAUGAAAUUGGUUGUUAAUCUGUAAAAUAUAGGGUGUCCCACAGAGAUAUACCCUUUAUACUAUCUCCGAAGAUAAUAAAGAUAGCCAAAUUCUGGUAUUUUUUUAUAUUGCUCACUGGGAUUGAGACUACAGAUAUUUAUAUUGCAAUUAAUUUUUUAUGUAAAAAUUAAAAAAAAUUAAUCUAUUAUAUAUAAAUUUGAAGAUACUAUUUUAUAAAGUUUAUUUUUAAUAUUAUUAUUCUUCUGAACAUUUUGACUAUCGACUUUUUAAUUUCAUUAAAUUAAUUUUUUUUAAUAAUCUUCUAAAGUUCAGAAAAAAGAAGUGUACAUUCAAUUAAUCGUAAUAAUAAUAAUCAAUAUGGAAUGUAAUUACAGCGUGCUGCAUAUAAUUAUAGGUAAUUUUCUCUACAUUUUAAAAAAUUAUUAAAAAUCAUGAAUUUAAUGAAAAUAAAAAGUUGAUACCUGCGUCUAAAUUUUUAGAAAAGUAAAUUAUAAAAUGGCUAUGUUCAAAUUUUUUUUAAAACAUAUUUAUAGUCCUUAUUCCAGUAAUAAAUAUUAAAAAAAAAAAAAAUCAAAUUUGAUUAUCUCUAUUAUAUCCAGAGAUAUUAUAAUGGGUAUUAUAAUAGAUAUAUUCAUAGGACACUCUGUAUUUGUACCAUACUUGUAUAUGGUAGUACAGAUGAUUGGAGUUGCACAAGUAACAAAUUUUCCCGGGCAAUAACUGAAUAAUCUGAAUUUUUCAUUGAAUUAAACAAAAAUUGUGGAUGCAAUAAAAUGUAUACAAUUGAUAUACCUGGAUAGAUAAAUAUUAUAAUAUUCAAUUUUAAAAAAAAUAUCUGUAUUAAAUUAAUUUUAAUACAUAAUAGGAUGUAUAGAACUGUAAGAUAUAUUAUUAUUGUGUAUAUUAUUAGUAGGUCAUAGAAUUAAAUAAAUAUUAUGUUUUAUAUAUAAGAUGUUUCUGUGUUACAUUUGUUUCAGUUUUCUUUAUAUAAAAUGAUCAAUAAAUAUAAGAUUCAUUAUUUCCAAAAGCAUUAACUUUGUUUGUGAAACACUACUUGUUUUUAUAUUGUUCAGAGAAGAAAAUUCUUGGUCACAAAGAUAUGGUGUGGAUAGUGAUAAUAACAAUUUUUAGAAAUAGCUGAAUAUUCUGAGGGUAAACUUAACCAGGAGGAAAUAAUCUUUUAAUGACUAUUGAACAAUAUUCGGGUUGUAAAUAAAUGAACUUAUUCUUUUGGGUAUGACCCAAUUUGUAAAUGUUGUCAAUAAUGGAAAAUAGUGAUUCAUUUUUCCUUAGAGAAAGGUUAUGUUAGGUGUUCAAUUAUAAGUUUUUGUAAUUCUUUAACGUUGGAUUUUUCAUUCAUUAAUUUUGAUAAUAUUAAAAAAAAUCACCUUUAAUUAUUGAAGAUUUCCAAAGUAAAAUUUUUGUUUAAUUUGUGGAAGAAAUCCAUUUCUCCAUUAUCCAUUUUUCAAUUUAAGUACAAUGAUUCUUGAACAAAAUAUACACAUAACAAUUACACACAUACACACACACAAAAUUGUAAUAUUUUACUUAUAUAUUACUAAUAUUUUAUUUUUUUUUUUGUGGACAACUUUUCUACCAGAAAUUUUGUUCUGAUAUACAUUGAUGGUUCUUUUCCAAAAAGGAUAUCUGGUUGGGAAUGUACUUUAAAGAGGUCAUUUUUUGAUUGUCCCAAGAGUUAAAAAAAAAAAAAAUGGGUAUAUAGUGCAAUAUUAAACAAAUAUUUUUAAAUAAAAUAUAUAAUGCCUAGUUAAUUAUUUUACCAUAAUAUGACAUAAUAUAUAUUGUUGACGAAGUAUCACUAUGAACUGAACUCCACUUCAGUAAGCAAUGGUUUAUUGUUGAUUACAGAUACAAAUUGAUUUCUUUUCUUUAUCUUACCUUCCCAAUUUCUCACCAUCAACAGUAGCAGCAUGUAUCACUAUUAUCCUAGGAUAGUUUAUUGGUAUUGAAAAAGAAAAUUGCAUAAAUUUAUAUUUCAUAGUUUUAAAAGUAUCGUUUAUCUUAAGUUUUAAAUUCAAAAAAAUUUGUAAAUGACUGUCAUUGAUUCCUCACUUGGCCAUAAUACAUAAUUAUUUUAUCAUUCAUGAUCAAUAAUGAUAAUCUUAAUUAAUUUAUCUUUCAAUACUGAUACCAGUUUUAAAAAACAGAUUACCUUUUUUUAACAUUGUAUUAACUAUAAUAACUUGUUCCAUCAAAUUUACUGGAUACUGAUUAUUGGGAAAUUAAGACUUGAUCUGGGUGUGUUGAAUAAAUGACUUUACUCUUGAAUAAUGCUAUUAAUAUGAUUAAUUUUAAUUAUAAAUGAAUUUGUGGCACCAGUAUAAUUUCAAUUAUACUUAAUUGUUUUGAAAAUUGAUUUAUCAGGAUUUUUAUUUUUUUGUAUGGCAAUUAAUACAAUUAUAUAAAAUCAUAAAAUAUACUAUAUAAAAUAAUUCAAAGCAUAUAGUAAGUACAAAGAGAUUGUUCCUGUAGUAACUGAGUUUUGUUCUGUAUUAUUAGACAAUGCCCAGAGUUUGAAUUAGAUUCAGUACUUAUUUGGUAGCAUUUAUAAAUUUUGUCAUUGUUCUCCAGAAUUAUUCCUAAAGUCUUCUUGUUUAUUAUAUUUAGAAUGAAGCGUUUUAGUAGUUUAAAGCAGAUGCUAAGCAAGAUUAUUCGUUGGUAGUUUAUAGGAGGUUUGCCCAGUUUUAGAAUACCUAGAGUAAAGUUUUGAGUUGCAUUGGUAAUUUAAUAGUGUAUAAGAUGUCUGAGUAAAAUGCUUUUAGCCAUUUCUUUCCAUUGUUUCCACUAGGUUUUACAAAUUCUGGGAAGAUAUCAUUUAAGCUUUCCUGAGUUUAAUCAAUUUUAUGGCAUUGUCAGUUUUGAUGUCAUUGAAAGGGAAUGAAUAAUCGUGUUUUUCUUGGAAGUUUUUGUAUGCUUUGUCUGAUUGUCAUUUGACUUUCUUUCUAAAGAUGAGAUCUUGUGAGAUUUUUUUUUUUGUUCUAUUUUUAAUAUUAGUAGCUCAUUUUUUUGGUGUUAUUUUUGGUACUUGUAUAUCCAUUUUUAUCGCUGAUUAACUGAUUCCAGUUUCCUUGAAAGACUUCAUGCCUUCCUACUUGAAUGUUGUGGGAUUCCUAAAUGGAUAUUAAGUCUACUUCAUUCGCAUAAACUAGUUUACUAAGAUAUUCAAAUUUGUCUUUAGUGAGUCUUACAUUAAUUUGCAAAAUAUUGAUAUUGAGAUCAAUUAUUUUUGUCAUGUAGUCUUUAGAAGAUUAUUUUUAUGUGAUUGUAAUUGUUGUUGUUGUGCUUGCCACUAUCUUGGAGGUUGUUUACCCUUUGUACCCUCAAUCAGUUUAUCAGGAUCAACAAAAUAUAUAUAUUUAUCAAAGUAAUUUUAAGAAAAAUUUAAGAAUUUUUACUUCAAAUUCGUAAUAGUAUGGUAAUUUGUAUAGUUAAAAAUUACAUUUUACUCUUAAGCAUCUGAAAAUAAAUACUAUAUUCUAAAAAACUUAAUUUUAGAAACUUCUAGUUUAAAUGUUUGAAUUAUAUGUUUUCAUUCUCCUUAUCACAAUUAAUAAUAUUCUUAAUACAUGUCAUGUAUGUCAUAGCUUUAAUUUAAAAAUAAAUAAUAAUUGAAAUAUUCCAAUACAUUAUUGCGUAUCUUAUUAAUAUUAUUGUUUUUUUUUUUUUAUUGUAGAAAGUUAGUUGAAAAUAGUAAGAUAGAUGAGCAAAACUAUGAUAAAGAUGUUCAAACCUAUGGUGAAAAAGUUAAUGUACAAGAUGAAAAGGAAAUACAUGAUGCAGAUUAUUAUGUUAGUACCCUUAUUAUAUUUUAUAAUCAUUUUACUCAACAUUUUUACUUCAUUAUUUACUUACUUUAUUAAAUAAGUUUUAUGAAAAUAUUGCUAGUUUAGUUCACUACUUUCAAGCAUGAUAACUUUAAUAAACAUUAACUUGUAAAAAUGAUGAUUUUCAAUUAUACAAUUAUGUUUACCUUAAUACUACAGGCUACUUAAUUUAUUAUAAUAUUAUUUUAUUUUAUACAUUAGGAGUCUGUCAUAUCAGUACAAUUUCAAGAAGAAGCCUUACAUUCUUUAAAAAGACAAGUUGUUGAAUUGAAUGAAAAAGUUGAAAACUAUCGUGUAAGUAGUUUCUUGUUUAAAGAGUUAAUUAAUAAGUGAUUAAGUAAUAAGAAUUAAUGUUUGAAUGAAUUUAUCUUUUUUUAACAAUAGAAUGCUUUGCAUGAAAAGGAUUUAGUAUUGCAAAUGAAAAUUGAAAAAAUAGAUUCUUUAAACAAAACCAUCAUACAUAAUAAUAAUUUGCAUUUGGAAAAUGUGGAGGCCAUAAAAAAAACAAAUUUGAAAGUUAUCCAUGAAGAACGUUCACGAUGCACUCAAAAAAUUAACCAUGUUGCUGAAGAAAUAAUAGAAUUACAAAAUAGGUUCAUAGAAAAUAUAAAUUAUGCCUUAAAAUGUGUUAACAUGUUUUACACUUUUGUUUAGCUUGGACUAUGUUCAACAAAUGUGUGAUCAAUUAAAAAAAGAUAACAUUGAAUUAAGUAAAAAAAAUAAUGAUCUACGGAAUCGGGAAAUUAAUCUAAGAAUAGAUGUAGAAAACUUGAGUAUAUGCUAUGAAAAUGAAGUAAGUAAUUCAUAUUUACAAGGCUACUUUAAAACUUAAAAUAAAUUAUAGAAUUGUAUGUAAAAAAAAUUGCCACAAUGUCUGUUAAAUACUUUUCCAAAAUGCUAUACAAUCAUAUACUUUCCAUUAAGUGUUUAAUCCUAGAACACACCUUUCAUACUCUAAAAGACUGGACUUUUCUUUUAGAAUUUUGUUCAUUAUUUCAAAAAUUCCAAAUAUUGAGCUAAUUUAACAUAGAAACCUUCUAAUUAAGUGAUAAACUAAAAUUAUAUAGGACUUCCAACUGUAAAUUGCAUUACCUAUUAAAAUCUAAAGUUAGUUCCAACACAUGAUACAAUUUUCACAGAACUAGUGGGCUCAUGCACUGUAGAGUUUACUGGUCCAACAUACCAACACACCAGCAUUAGUCUAGUUUUGAUAUUGGUUUCUGACAGUCAUAUUUCAGAUGGGGACUAUUAGUCUGAGAUCCUGUUAUAAUUUAUUUAUUUUUAUUAUUAUUAUAUUUAUUAUUAUUAUUUAUUAUUAGUUCAUAUUAUCAAUUAUUUGCAUUUGAAUGUGUAAUCUAUUGCUGUUGUUUUUAUCUUCAGUGUGUAGUUAAUGCUCAUCUAAAGAUACUCAUAUUACAUCUACUACUUGUCUAAGAAAUUCCAUUUUUUUUUCUUUUCAUAAUAUUGAUUAACUUUAAUCCAUUAUCAGAUGAAGAACUAGAUGCUAGGUAUCCAUCUAAAUCAUUAAUUUCACUCAUUUUUAACUUUUUAGUACAAAACACCAUAGAUAAAUAAAGUAUAACAAACAUUUUGUUACAAAAGAUAUACAAUUCAGGUUUAUUAUCUUAUCUCUAUUCUACAAUCAUGGACAAUCUGAGAGUUAGUUUCAAUGCUUUCUCAGAAUCUAUGAUCAGUAAACCAAUCAUUGAUCAGUCCACAGCUAAUCCCAAAUUGCAUGUUGGAACAAACAUAAAUAAUAAAUUAUUUUAUUUUAAUCUUUAUCUUAUUUUCAUUGUAGUGAAAUUAUUGCUAGUUGACACUGGUUCACCAUACCAUUUGUAACUUAAAAAUAUUUGAAAACUUGAGGGUAUACAUGGUGAUCCACAAAGAUAUAGCCAAGGAAAUAUCUCUAGAGAUAAUAAAGAUAAUCAAAUUCUGUUUUUAUCUUAGUCACAGAGAUAAGGACUAUUAAUAUUUAUACUUAAUUUUUGGUAAAACUUAAAAAAAAAACUUUUUGCUUUAUUAUUUUUGACAAAUUUGAAUAUAGUCAUUUUAUAGAUUUUAUAUCUCUUUAAAUUUUGAUGUACCAUUUUUUUAUUUUCAUUAAAUUUGUGAUUUUUAAUAAAUAAAAAUUAAAUUUAUUUGAAAAGAAGUGUACAGUUAAUUAAGAGGGUGUCACAGUAAAAGUGAACAGUAUGCAAUGAUUCAACUUAUGCAAAUAGUAUGCUUAUGCCUGCUGGUUAAAAGCAGUAUAAGGUUUUUAGAAUGCUACCACUGUAGUUGUAAGUUGUAAAUUUAUCAAAUUUGUCAAAAACAUGGUUUUGUACUUCCAAAAGUACUCAAAUCUCAUUGAACGUAAAAAGAUUAUUUUGGUACCACAAUAACACGAGAACAAAAUCUGUGGUUUGUUGGGAGCAAAUUUUUAUUUAUUUUUUUUUUUCAGUUAAUUGUAUUUAUAUUUUAAAUUUUCAUAAAAAAUUAAAAAAAAAAAAGAUCAUAAAUUGGCUCCCAACAAUGCACAGUUUUUGUUCUCGUGUUUAAUUGGUACCAAAAUUAUGUUUCUAAGAUAAUCAAGGUUAGACUAUUUUUGGAAUUACCAAACCAUGUUUUACAAUACAUUAGUUUCUACUGUGACAUCCUCUUAAUAAUAAUAACAAUAAUCAGUUAGAGAAUGCUAUUACAGCCUGCCAUGGUUAUAAUUACUUUUCUACGAACUUUUUAAAAUUAAUGAAUAUAAAAAGUUGAAUUGUUUAAAUGUUCUGAAAAAUAAACUUUAUAAGAUGGCUAUUUUCAAAAAUAAUAAAAUAAAGUUAUUUUUUGGUUUUUUACCAAAACAUAAAAAUUAAUUGAAAUAUUAAUAUUUGUAGUCCUUAUUGCUGUGAGUAAAGUUAUUCUGAUUAUCUUUAUUAUCUUUUCAUUUUUUAGUAAGACACUCUGUAUUAUGUCGUAUAAUACAAUACAAUUAAUACAAAUAAUUUAAUAAUAAUAACAUUUCUACAAAAAUUGAAUUUGUUAAUAUCAUCAAUAAAAGUAUUUGACAAUUUUUGUUAUUUAUUUUGAGAAAAUUUAGUAUUCAAUAUUAAUUGAAAUAUAAGUACAUAAAAUAAUACAUGAACAAAAUGUGUGUGUGGAUUCUCCUAAAUAUUUUUAAUGUGUGUACUUUAGGGUUAAUAAUAAACAAUUAUUACGCAAUUAUUUCUAAUUUUGUAUUUAAUUAAGAGUUGCAAGAUGAAAUUACAUUACAAAUUAAGAAAAUUAAAAUAUUACCACUUUAAACUUUGCUAUCAUUAAAAGUUGGAGCAAAAUUGCUGAUAGAAAAAUUGUGCACAAAUUUUAAAAAAUUAAAUUUUCACUCAAAAUCUAAAAUAAGGUUGUCAUUGGCAACUGUUUUUAUUUAACUUUUGUUAUUAUUAUUAUUAUUAUUAUUAUUAUAAGUUUUAUUAUUUUUAAUUUUUUUUAAAUAAUCAUUGUUGUAAUCAUUUUACCGUAAUAUGACAUAUAUAUUGUUGACAAAUUACCACUAUCAAAUUAAUUAGCAAUGGUUUAUCAUUGCUUACAGAUGUACAAUAAGUUCCUGUCUGUAUCCUACCUUCCCAACUUCCUACCUAUAACAGUAGUUAUACCCAUGUGUAAAGUAUGUUCGUCCUUUUUAAUUUGUAUAAUUUAUACAAAUUUGACAAGUAUAUUUUAUUAAUUAUAUUAUAGAAAAAUAUAUGUAUGGUAAAUAAAAAUAAAUUUAUUAUUUUAAUAAUCAUUAUAUUAAGUAUUAAAAUAUAAAUAUAAUUUUUAUUUAUUGAUAUAUAGAAAAAGUUGGAAAAACUUCUGAAACAUAACCAUGAAUCUUCAAAAGAAAUUGUUGAAAGUGAGUUUUUUUUUUUUAGUACUAUUGAAAUUAUUUAUAAGUAUCUGUUUUAUACCUUUAAGAUAUGGAAAAAGAACUGCUGCAUUUAAAACUAGAAAAUGAGUCAUUAGUUGAACGUAUUGAUUUUCUAGAGAAUAAUUCUAUGGAUAAUCAAGAAAAAUAUUUGGAAACUCAACUUAACAGUAAAUAAUUAAUUUUAUUUAUAUUUUGUGAUUAUAAAAAAAACCAUCAUAAUGUCAAAUAAUUAAACACAUUAAGGAUACCUUUGUCUUGAAGAUUCUUUUUUGAAUACUCCAAAAUAGUGUAAUAGUAUAGUUCAGUACAUUUUCAAUUUCACCAACAAAUUUCAUAUUAAUUACAGUAAACUGGAUACUGAGUUACCAAAUUUAUGUCCUCUAUUAAUUUGUAUUUACAUAUAAAAAUACACUUAAAUUUAAUCUAAAAAAAUCUUUAAGCUCUGUUUGUUUAUGAUUAUACCAGCUCUGUACAAUUUUAUUAAAAGAUUAUGAGUAUACUAAAUGUCACAAUAUAAAAAUGAUUAUAUCUUGCUUAAAAACAAAAAUAUUGAAAAACAUCAAUGCUAGGACUGAUCUUCUCACCUUUAAGUUUAGUAAUUACUUAAUUUGUUUUAAUAUUAAAACGUGCCCUAUAUCUGCACAUUUGCUAAGUCUCCCAUUUGUAAGAUUGCUGAAUUUUCUAAAAUUUUCUAUCUCUAUUGACAAAAUGAAAUGAUCUACAUCCUGUUGGUUGUAUGACAAUAUUAUAAAAUUUAAAUUUUUUUACAACAAAGACAAUAUUCCUAUAAAAUUCCAAGGCCUUGACAUAUUCUAUGUAUAUCAUUCUAUGUGUAUAAUUUAUAGUAUUGUUAAUAUUUUUUUUCUUAUAGUUAAAGACAAUGAAAUUCACCAAUUAAAUCUUAAAUAUGAAAACUUAAAUAAACAAUUUGAACUUAACCAUGAAUCCUCAAAACAAAUUAUUGAAAGUAAGUUUUUCUUGUUGUAUUAUUUAAAAUGUUUAUAAAUAUUUGUGUUAUACAUUUUAGAUAUGGAAAAAGAACUUCUGAAAUUCAAACAAGCAAAUGAGUCAUUAGUUGAACGUAUUGCUUCUCUAGAAAACUGUUCUAUAGAUAAUCAAGAAAAAGAUAAUUUACAAAUUAAUCUUAACAGUAAGUAUUGAAAUGAAUAAUUGGUCUGUAUUAUUAUAAAUUAAAAUAAAUACCUAAACAAAUUUCACUUAAUUUGCAUUCAUUAAAUAUGAUGUAUAUAUAUAUAUAUAUAUUAAAUACAAAUAUUUGUAUAACAGAUUAUAGUAUGCCAUUUAUAUAUUAUUCAAAUUAUUGUUUAUAGUGAAAGAUGCUGAAAUUCAGCGUUUAAAUCUUGAAUAUGAAAACUUGAAUAAACAAUUUGAACUUAACCAUGAAUCCUCAAGACAAAUUAUUGAAAGUAAGUUUUUCUUGUUGUAUUAUUUAAAAUAUUUAUGAAUAUUUGUUUUAUACAUUUUAGAUAUGGAAAAAGAACUUCUGAAAUUCAAACAAGCAAAUGAGUCAUUAGUUGAACGUAUUGCUUCUCUAGAAAAUUGUUCUAUAGAUAAUCAAAAAAAAGAUAAUUUACAAAUUAAUCUUAACAGUAAGUGUUGAAAUGAAUAAUUGGUCUGUAUUAGUAUAAACUAAAACAAAUUUCACUUAAUUUGCAUUCAUUAAAUAUGAUGUGUAAUAUAUAUAAUCAAUACACAUAUUUGUAUAACAGAUUAUAGUAUGCCAUUUUUAUAUUAUUCAAAUUAUUGUUUAUAGUGAAAGAUGUUGAAAUUCAGCGUUUAAAUCUUGAAUAUGAAAACUUAAACAAACAAUUUGAAUUUAACCAUGAAUCCUCAAAAAAAAUUAUUGAAAGUAAGUUUUUCUUGUUGUAUUAUUUAAAAUAUUUAUGAAUAUUUAUUUUAUAAAUUUUAGAUAUGGAAAAUGAACUUCUGAAAUUCAAACAAGCAAAUGAGUCAUUAGUUGAACGUAUUGCUUCUCUAGAAAACUGUUCUAUAGAUAAUCAAGAAAAAGAUAAUUUACAAAUUAAUCUUAACAGUAAGUAUUGAAAUGAAUAAUUGGUCUGUAUUAUUAUAAACUAAAACAAAUACCUAAACAAAUUUCACUUAAUUUUGCAUACAUUACAUAAUACAGUGGAACAUUGAUAACUCGAAAUAAAUACUAUUUUUUUGCAAAACAGUAUUCAAUUACUGAAAAGAAAAACUCUAGAUUACUUGAACAUUCUGUUCAACAAAAUAACAUGUGAAUGGGUUGUGGAUGCCCUUGUGUUCAGUAAUAUGGCAAAAAAUAUUAUGUUAUUACAAAAUCAAAUUUAUUUAAAGAUUUAUAAACUGCAGAGAUUUGAUAUAAAUUGGAUGAUUUUAUUGAAAUUUAUCAAAUUUCAAUAAAUUUGUGAUAGUGUAGGGGUAUUUUGGGUUGAUGUGGGUGAGUGAAAAAUUAAAUCAAUGAUUCUAAGGUAAAAAUACUUUAGUAUUACAAUUUGAAAAUAAUUAUAAGUACAUAUAUAGUAUAUAAUAAUCAAAAAAUAUAAUAUGUACAUACGUUUUAAAAACUUAAAGUUUAAUUUUUUUCUGAAAACCUUAGUAAGUCAGAUACUUCAAUAAGUUGAAAAAUUGUAUUUCCCUUGAAUUUUGACUUAUCAAUGUUCUACUGUAUUAUAUAUAACAAAUAUACAUUUUCAUAUAACAGAUCAUAUUCAAUUUUUUUAAUUUUUUAAUUUUUUUUUUUUUUCAGUGAAAAAUGCAGAAAUUCAGCGCUUGAAUGUUGAAUAUAACAAAUUAAAUAAACAAUUUGAAAAUCAAACACUAGAAACUCAACAAACAGAAAGUCGUUGGAUUCAGUUGAAAAAUGCAUAUUUAAAUGAUAAAGAUCGUAUGUCAGCUUUGGAAAAAGUGAUUGAUGAAUUAAAAAUAAACAAUGAUGAUUUGAAUACUACCAAUUUAAAAUUUACCAAUCAAAUAAAAUCAUUGAAAGGAAAAUUAACAAUGUUAAAUACUGAAAACAGUACACAUAAGGAAAGAAUUGCUUAUUUAAUUAAUGUUAUAGAACUUGAGACUAAAAAGUAUCAAGAAGCCUUAAAAAAAGCUUCACUUGAGUAUGAAAUAAAUAAAAAUGAGUUAAUUCAACAACAUGAUAAUGAUAAAAUUUUACUUUUAUCUUGUAGUAAUAAACUUGAAGAAAACACUUUAAAGCUGAAUGAGGUAAAUAAUCAAUUAGAAACAGUAUUAAAAGAAAAUAAUUCAUAUAAAUAUGAAUGUUUAGAAUUGAAUAAUUGUCUUAGUAAAAAUGAUGCACAAAUAUUUGAAUUGAAUAAUGUUAUUAGUGAAUUGCAUAAGCAAACUUUCCAAAUGACUGGAGAGUUAGAUUUACUUAAAAAAGAAAAUAUUACUCUUUCUGAAAAAUUAAAUGGAUCUAGUUUUGAGAAUGAAGACCAUAAAUUGUUAUCAGAGCGGUUCCAAAAACAAAACAAAUUAUUAAAAGUAAAAAUCAAAACUUUAAAAGAGUCUGAAAACAAUCGGUUGCUUUUACAACAGCAAGUUGUGUCCUUAACUAAUGACAUACAAGCUUCAAAUCAAAAAUCAGAAUUCCUUGCAGAAACCAAUAAACAAAUUACCACUGUUUUACAAAAUUCUGAAAUGGAGCUUCAAAACUGCUAUCAGCUAUUAAAUACAAUUGAAACAAAAUUAAAUUUACAAAAUCAGAAUAUAUAUACACUUCGUUGUAUUUUGAUAAAUCUUGCAACAUUAUUUUCAUUUGAUGAUUGUAUUGAAUCUGAUGGUAAUUUGCUUAAAAUGGUUGAUUCAAUUUGUAAUACUGUUCCUGAGGAUAUUGAAUUACAGAUUUGUAUAAAGAAACUGAUUCUAGGUUCCAUUUAUAUAUUCGAAUACAUUAUAAAGUUAAAUAAUUUACACAAACAUUCUAAAGUAGAAUUAAUUGCUCCCGCUAAAGUUGAAAAAUUAGUAGUAGAAGUUGUUGAUAAAGUUAAAUUAUCAACACAAAAUGAAUAUCAUAAUCAGAAUAAUGAAUUGGUCAAUUUAACUGAAUAUUUAGAACAUGAUGCUUUAAAAUCAAAUAUAUCUUCUGGAAUUCUUGAAAUGAAAGAAGUUUCGACAGAUUUAAAUGGUCCUAUGGUAAAAAAUAUUAAAAAUGAAAAUAAUGAAUUGAAACAAUUUUUAAAAAAUAUCAAAGAAAAGUUAGGUUUAAUUAAUACUGAUGAAAUGAACGAUGUGCAGUUACAAAAUUCUUUAAGUGAACUUGAAUUCAUCAUACAAGAAAUAAAGAAUGAAAAUUUACAACUGAAAAAUCAAUAUCUUGAACUUCAAAAAUCAGUUUCAAUACAAGCUUUAGAACAACCAAAUAUACAGAAAAUAGAUAAAUAUUCAAACUUGAACACUCAGAAUGUAUUUUAUCAGAGUAUUGAACAUUUAGAAGAAAAUGUUGAUGAAGAAAACCCAUCUUUACUUUCAGACAAUCAACUAAGUAAUUCAAAUAAGUCCAAAUCUACAGUAGAAUCUGUUGCUAUGAAUGGAGAUUCAAAAGUUUUACUUGCACGUUAUAAGAAUUUAAAAUCUCGAUUUAAAGAAGUUCGUGUUAAAACAGUAGAGUUAGAAAAAAAAGUUACCAGCUUAACAUGCGAUUUAGAGUGUGCAAAUUCAAAGUAUAAACAAUUAAAUGAUCAAUAUGCAGAUGUUAAUGAAACUCAUGAAGCCGAUAUAGUCCAAUGUCAGUCAGAAAUUGAAAACCUCAUGAGUGAAAAAUUAGAAGCUUAUCGAAAACUGGAAACAUUAAAGGAAAAACAUGAAAUAUUACAAAAUGAUUAUGAUCAACUUAAAAGUAAUUUAGAUGACAACAUGGUUAGUGAUACAGAAACUAAAUCUCCUCACAUCAAUGAACAAUAUAUGAUUUUAAAACAGCAAUUAAAUGACACACAACAUUUAAUUGAUACAGCUUAUUCAAGAGUAUUAUGUGAGUGGCCACCAAUAGAUGCAAAUUCAGACUGGGUUAUUAAUCAAUCUAGAAAAUUAGAUGAAAUAGUUUAUGCCAAGAUCGAUUCUAAAUCAAAUUCAUCUAAUAAUUAUGAUAAAUAUUUUUAUGGUUUUGACUUAUCAGGGCCAGAAGCUAAUCAAUUGAAAUCAUGUCUUACAGUUAUUCAUACGUUAACUAUGUCUAUUAUAACUGGUGACCGUGUGAUUGACAAUUCUACUUCUGAUGUUAUAAUUACUUUAAUGUCUGCUUUAAAAACAUAUACAGAAUUAUUUAUAGACAUCAUAUUCCUUAAAAAUAUCAGUCAGUCUAAUUUGGUGGAUGAACUUUUUAAAUUAUCAAAAGAUUUAAAAUUAUUUGAUGUUGAAAAAACCGAUAAAAGUAAUAAAUCCUUUUCAAAAGAACCUUCAAGUUCUGAAGAAUCAGUUAAACCAUUAAAUAUAAUUGAAGAAAAACCUUUAGAGAAAGAAGAUAUCUUUCAGUUUCAGCAGGCUAUUGCUGAGCGUGAUCAACUGAUUAAGUUUCUCUCUGAUAAAAUAUCAAAAUCGGAAUAUUUAAACACUAAAAGAAAUAUUGAUGAUAUUAGAUUAGUUCGAGAUAAACUUGAUAAAGCCUUGACAGCUGUACACGAAAGAGAUGUUCGAUGCAAUGAAUUAACCCUAGAACUCACACGGGUAUAAUACUAUAAUUAUUAAUAUUAAAAUAAUAUAGUAAAAACAAAAUUAUUAAAUGAUUAAUAAUUGUAAAUAAAUAAAUGAAUGGUCGCCUGGAGUAUUAUGGUAUAUUAUAUUUUGUACGGCUGGUUUUGAAUUCAAAAUUCAAAACCAGCCAUUCAAUAAUACUCCAAUUGACACAUUCAUUUAUUUAUUUAUAUAUAUAAUUAUUAAUUAGUUGUAUUCUCAUGUAUCAAUAUAUAUAUACAUAAUUAAAAAUUAUAUAUUUUCAGUUAUUAGAAGAACGUGAUAUGUUACAAUUGAAACUAUCAAAUUCUAUUAGACAGAUUCAAUUAUUAUCUGAUGAUAAGUCAAAUGUUUCGGAAGAAAAAUAUGGUUCAAAAAACAUAGAUGACAAGUAACAUUUUUUAAUUAAAUAUAAAAAUAUAAAUGAAGCAUUUUAAAAUAUUAUAACUAUGUAUUUUAAAAUCAUUAAAGCUACUUUUAUAUUCUAUUUUGUUACUUUGAUUUUGUAUUAGGUUUUAAAAUUGUAUAACAGAUAUAAACUGUAUUCAAUCAAUUCUUAUUAUAAACUGAGAUCUUCAAUUACUCAUUAAUAGUAACAUGUAUUAUUAAAAUGAUUCAGGCAUGAUAAAUUAUUUUUCAAUUUUAAAAAUUUGUAUGUAUUCUAUACACUGGUAUAAAAUAAGGUUUACUAUCACUUAUUUGUGAUUGAUUGAUAAUUGACUGAAGUUAAACAUUUAUUAAUGUUAUAAUUUUUUUCUUUUUACGCAGUAUAUUUAAUUAAUUUGUAUUCUGAUGUUUUCUUGCUGACAGGUUAACUUCAGUGUUGGGCGUAAUCAAUUUAUUUAUUAAAUUAUAUUAGUUAUUAAUUGUUUAAUCAUUUUUAAAAUUUGCCAAAUUGAUCACAUAACUACAAAUAUAUUAUAUAUUAUACAAUUGUACAAUGUAUAAUGUACAACCUCUGAUCCUUUUAAGUGGAUACAUUAUCAAUCAUUAUCUCGGAAAGUUUUAACUUUUUCCAAAAAAUUUAAGAAACAAGCUGCUCUACAAUUUUAUAUAUAUGUUAUUUUUGGGGAUAAAACAACUACCUAAUUUUGAUUUUCAAAUGACAACUAUAUUAAAAAGUUCAUAAAUAGAUUGAGUAUUAGUUAAUAUAAAUUUGAGUGUUGAUAUUUUUUAAUUCUGGAUUAUAUUUAUGCAUUACUUUAUUAAUAAUAAUUUAUGUAUUAUUUUAGCAUUACCCCAUAAUUGAAUAACAUAUGUCCAAAUUAGGUUAAUGAGGGAUUAAUAUAUUAGUAGUUUGGUGUUAAUGUGAGUAUGUUUAUUAUUACAUAUAUAAGUUCAAGAGUUUAAACUGCUUAAGUGCUGAGCCCAGGUAAUCUUGAGUUAAUCUAAGAUAUUUAACUGAUGGUGAGAUAAUGAUUUGAGUAUUGUAGAUAGUUACAGCAGGGAAGAAGUCUAAGGGUAAAUAGUAGUGUGUAUAUACUUAAAAUGAUUGACUUGAAGCAAUGAAACAGUCAGGAUGAGUGGAGAUAAUAGCUUUGUCAUCAGCAUAGUCAGCGACCAUUGUGAACCAUCGGUAGGGUGGUCAAAUACAUAAAUGUUGCUAAUAUGUUGUCUAGCCCUAUCAUAGUUUGAGAACCACUGCUUUAAAGAAUACAAUAUGUAAUGAUGAAUAAUAUUUUAAGAAAAUGUAAUAUCUGUAUAAAAUGUAGGUACAUUUAAAAUAAAAGGAAGUAUUUUAUUUUAUCAAACAGUUAAUAAUUAUACUUCAUAUGAUAUUGAAGAAUAUAGAAUAUCCAUUUUAUUAUUUAUAUAAAACAAAAUAAUACUUAUCUGUGACUUUAGACUUGAAGAAUUGCAUAGUUUAGAAUAUAUACGGGAUGCUGGUUUAUUUACUGAUCAAGAACAGAGACACAUGUCACAAAUGGAACUGCACCAAAGUCAUCAAGCUAGCUCUAUAACUCCUCUAGGAGCUAAUUCAUCUGAUGUUACUGGUAAAAAAAAUAAAUAAAUUAAUAAGAUUUAAGAUAAUUGUUUUAUGCAUACAUAUAAAAAAUGUAUAAUAUAUAUAAAACAUACUGUAUUAAGAUUGUUAUCAAACAUGUUCACUUUAUUAUAUAGGGUUUUCCAAAUUUCAUGUUUUCAGUCACAUUGAAAUAUUAUUAUUAUUUUUUUUUUUUUUAAUGACAUGGAAAAAUUUGUUAGUUUCAUAUAUUCUAUUGUUUUGCCUUUAUUUUUAAUUUUGAAAUUAUUACCCACUUUUAAUUUUAAAAUAACAAUUUAUAUUAAAAAUUCUAUAAAUAAAUAAAAUUUCAGUUUAAAUGUUUAAUUUUUGAUAUAUGUUGUUAUUUAUAAAUCAAAAAUGUGUAGUGAUUAUUCUUCUCCAAGAAUAAGUGUGAAAAAAUAAGGAUAAUGUAUCAGUUUAGAAUACAUGAUUCCAAACAUAAUUUUUUGAAAAAAAAAAUAUUUUAUGUAAAAUUAAAACUAUAACAUGCAAUUUGGAAAACUAUAUAUUUUGAAACUACAUGAACUAUUCAUUAAAAAUAAUAAUUUUAUUAUUAUUAUUAUUAUUAUACAGUGUGAUCAAGAUAAGUGGAAACACUCAAUAACUAUGUGCAGGCUUCAAAUAUUUCAAUUCUGCUUUUUCAACUAACUAAAUUAUUUUAAGUUGAAAAAUAGCUGAGUCAUAGCAAUUUGAAUAUUUUAUGUUAUUUUCAUGGAUAUGACUGGUAAAACAGAUUAUAAAAGAAUUUGCUCUAAUGUACGCUAGUAUUAACACCUCAAUAUCUUCUCCAGUAGCAUUUCCUUGUCUUGGUUGUUAGUUAUUGACUCCUUUGGAAAAAGAACUGGUGUUUCUUAAAUUUGUUUCCAUUUUCUAAAAAAAAUUAUGCGAAAGAUGUUAAUUAUCUAAAUUUAUAAAUUAAAAAGGGCAUUCAUUGAAUGAUAAAUUAAGCAGAGAAAAUUAAAUUCAUUGUGAAAUCAUAAUUACUCGGAUAACAAAGGUUUCUUUGGCAUUCCCAAUAUGUAAAAAGCAUGUUAACUUUUUCUGAAUUAUUAUCCAUAAUACCUAGUAAAUUAGUAUUAAAUCUGGUUUAAAAACUGCAAAAACUUACUUAAAUUAAAUUAUAACUGGUAAUAUUUAUAAAUUAAAUACAAAAACUGAGUUAAUAAAAAUUAAGACAAUAGGUAAAACAGGUAUUUCAUAAAUUGGAUAAAUUUACUAGGUACAUAUUUUAUAAUCUGUUUUACCAGUUAUGCCCAUGCAAAUAACAUAAAAUAUUAAAAUUGCUAUAACUCAGCCAUUUUUAACUUAGAAAAGAAUUUCAAAAACUAAAAUUAAUUUUUAAAAAAAAAAACAAUAAUAAUUUGUGCUCAAAAAUAUAUUAUACCAUUUUAAAAAAAAGUUAUUGCACCCUUGCCCAAAAUUAAUUGUUACAAAAAUAGUAUAAUUAUUUGAAAAGUUAUAUAAUUAUGUUUAUUAGUUAUCUGAAAAAGUAAAAUUGAAAUAUAUGAAGCCUGAACAUAGUUAUUGAGUGUUUCUACUUAUCGUGAUCACAUUGUAUGUAUAUAUUAUUUAUCAAUGAAUAUUGAAUUAAUUUGGUCAACAAUUUAAUUAUUUUCAUAAACUCUAAACAAACAAAAGUUGUGUUUAGAUUAAUACUCAAUAAAAUAUAAAAAAAGUAAACAAUGAGUAUAUAAAUAACAUAUAUAUUGACUUUAUUUGUUUAAUUUUAUAUAAUUUAUAAAUGAUAUUGAAAAUUAAUCUAAUAAAACUUUUGGUUUUUUAUAUUUACUAUAUAUGUCAUUUAUUUACAAUGACAAUUUCCUUUAUUUUUUUGCAUUACUUGAACAAUUUUUAAAUUUUAGAAACUUAUUUACAGUUUUGUCACUUGUUCUCUGUUUCAAUUAAUAAUAGUUACAACUUAAUUAAUAAAUUAAUUAGAGUUUACAUGCCAAAAAAAAAUGUAUUAAAACAAAUUGGUUAACUUUUUGAAUAUUGUAAUAAUUUUAUGAUAUGUGUAUUCAUCAUUUUGUAAAUUUUGUUUUUUUUUAGAGAAAGCAAACACCUCACAGUCUUGGUUUAAAGAUGUAUUAUGGUAAAGAUACCUAUCUAAUACUAUUAAAUGUUUUAUAAAUUUUAAUCACUUUAAUUAUUUAGCAAUAAAAUUCAUUGUUAUUUUGUUUUACAUUAAAAAUAAACAUUAAUUUAUCUUAUUGUAUAAUUUUGAUUUUUAUUUAUCGUGUAAAAAAUUAUGUUUUGACACUGCAUAGUGUUUUAUCAAAAAACAGUCUCCAACACCAUACUUUUCUGUGAUAUCUACCUAUUAUAUAGAUAUUUUUGUGCAUAAUGAC
Messenger RNA from Cinara cedri, 20704 nucleotides. Lineage: Eukaryota; Metazoa; Arthropoda; Insecta; Hemiptera; Aphididae. The record is from the annotation of a GenBank genome assembly.